Sphenostylis stenocarpa is the source of this 1131-nucleotide messenger RNA. Lineage: Eukaryota; Viridiplantae; Streptophyta; Magnoliopsida; Fabales; Fabaceae. The record is from the annotation of a GenBank genome assembly.
AUGAAGCAUGCCACAAUAUUGGCUAUAUCAGCAUCAGGGUCACAUAAAGUUAAAUAUCACAAGACCAAGCCCGGAGAGUUUUUGUUGGAGGGUAUUUUGGAUUGCAUCCAUGAAAUCACCACAGCACUUGCUUUUGCUGAUAGGAUGAGCGAUUCUGCAUACAGAGUCGAAACCACACCACGCCUUGCUCAAUGGAGAAUCGAAAACUCGGCUUCUUGCACUUACCGAAAAUCCGAUCCUUUCAAGAUCGGAAAGUGGAAUUGGCAUUUGUCAGUGGAGAAAAACAGGCUUUUUUUUGUUAAAUUGUUCCCAGAAAUAUCCAAUCUUACAAGAGACAACCCUCCAAUUGCAUCUUUCAUCAUUCGGGUUGUUAGUUCUGUUGGAGAUCGCAAGGCCAUCACACAUCCAGAAAUAAAGGACAAAUUGUUAAAGAACAACGACGAUUUUAUUUGGGCAAUUGAGGUUCCACUAACUGGGAAAUUCAUUAUUGACGUUGAGUUUCUGGAUUUGAAGACUGCAUCGCCAAACGGUGGAGAACCUUGUUCCAUUUGGGCAGAAGGGUUUACUCAGCUAAGAUCAAAUGCAAAUGCCAUUGAAUCUCUUGGUAGAAUGCUAACAGAAGGAAUUCACACUGACAUCACCAUCAAUGCUUCUGAUGGAAGUAUAGGAGCUCACAGAGCUGUUCUUGCUGCCAGAUCACCUGUAUUCCGCAGCAUGUUUUCACAUAAUCUUCAGGAGAAAGAGUUGUCAACCAUAAACAUCUCAGACAUGUCACUCGAAUCAUGCCAGGCUUUUCUCAAUUAUCUCUAUGGAAUCAUCAAACAUGAAGAGUUCAUGAUUCAUAGGUUGGCCCUUCUUCAUGCAGCUGACAAGUAUGACAUAUCAGAUUUAAGAGAUGCGUGCCAUGAGAGUCUUCUUGAAGACAUUGACACAAAAAAUGUACUUGAGAGGCUCCAAAAUGCAUCUCUAUAUCAGUUGAUGAAACUGAAGAUGAGUUGCAUCCGGUAUCUUGUGAAGUUUGGCAAAAUAUAUGAAAUUCGGGAUGAUUUCAAUACCUUCUUGCAUAACGCAGAUAGGGAUCUGAUUGCUGAAGUCUUCCAUGAAGUUCUUGAUGCUUGGAAAGGAUUCUGA